Saccoglossus kowalevskii is the source of this 7571-nucleotide messenger RNA. RefSeq lists its product as uncharacterized. Gene Ontology annotation, molecular function: protein kinase activity; ATP binding. The record is from RefSeq and is a predicted model, not a curated record. NCBI's taxonomy places the organism in Eukaryota, Metazoa, Hemichordata, Enteropneusta, Harrimaniidae. Gene Ontology annotation, biological process: protein phosphorylation.
CAGCAGACGAAGACGCAAGAACACAACUACGUCCAAGUGACGAGUAGGUAGUAGAAGAUGACUGACACUGAUCUACUACAGGCCAGUGCAUUGGUUAAAGACAGAUGGAAAGUGGUAGCGAAAAUUGGUGGUGGAGGCUUUGGUGAAAUCUAUGAGGCUUUAGAUCUUCAAACCGGUGAUCAUGUUGCUGUCAAAUGUGAAUCAGCACUUCAGCCAAAACAGGUGCUCAAAAUGGAAGUGGCUGUUCUCAAAAAACUACAAGGAAAAGAUCACGUUUGCAGGUUUAUUGGCUGUGGACGUAAUGAUCAGUUCAACUAUGUGGUUAUGUCGCUACAGGCUCAAAACCUCGCUGAGCUCAGAAGAAGUCAGGCUAAAGGAACUUUUUCAAUUAGUACUACACUACGUCUGGGUUUGCAGUUAUUACAAGGCAUUGAAAACAUACAUGAUGUUGGCUUCCUCCACAGAGAUAUCAAACCGUCCAACUUUGCCAUGGGUCGGCUACCUACUACCAACAGAAAAGUUUAUAUGCUAGACUUCGGUUUGGCGCGACAAUAUACAAAUUCAAUGGGCCUAGUUCGAGCUCCACGGGCAGCAGCUGGGUUCCGAGGCACUGUUCGCUAUGCGUCGGUCAACGCACAUCGUAAUCGGGAGAUGGGUCGGCAUGACGAUCUGUGGUCUCUCUUUUACAUGUUAGUUGAGUUUGUAGCAGGACAGUUACCCUGGAGGAAGAUCAAAGAUAAGGAACAUGUUGGCACUUUGAAGGAAACGCAUGACAACAGAAAAUUUUUGAAGCAGCUUCCAUCUGAAUUUAAACCUUUUCUUGAACACAUCCAGGGAUUAAAGUAUGAAGAUAAACCAGAUUACAAAUAUCUCAAAAACUUAUUGGAACACUGCAUGAAUCGUAAAGGUAUCAAAGAAGCCGAUCCUUAUGACUGGGAAAAAGGCAUUGGUGAAGGAUCAUUAACUACAACCACUGGCACCUUGACUACACCCCCUAAAAUACAAGGUCCCGUAGCUGACUUACAACCUGCCAACACUGAUGCGGUACUCGAUGAAAACUUCAGUUACCAUGAGCAGGUGAAACAGGUUCACAUUGAAGUAAACAAGCAAAAACCUGAGAAUGAGUACAUACAGGUUGAGGAAGUCAUUGAACGACAGAGAGUGGAAGAGGUUGAUCUACAGAGAGAGAUUGAACUGGAGGAAGUUGAGAUUGUGGAAAAGGAGGAUGACGAGGAUGAAGAAGAUGAAUACGAAGAAGAAGAGAUGCAACAGGAAGAAGAGUGUGAGGAUGUGGAGAAUAGAGUCUUGGAAGUACCACCAAUUGUUAGGAAACCUAAACUGCCAGGUGAGAAACCGAAACGUCGGAAAGGUGCCAGGAAACGGAAGCCUAAAAGAAUGAGAAUUCAUGACAGCCAUGCUAUAUUGGAAGGUGAAAUGAGUUUUAUGACAUUCAGGGAUCAUUUAGGACACAUGAUGAGUGAAAAAGACCAAUCAGUUCAAGAUGAUGAUAAUGUACAAGUUUUAGGAGCUGUAGGAGGAACUUUGGACGGUGAAGAGGCUUUGGAAGCAGUACCCAAUAAUGUGCAAAAUGGUGUCGCUGGACGACCACCAUUACCAGCUGGAAAGCCACCUCUCCCAUCUGCCCUUAACUCUGCCACUGCGAAAGAACAUGUAUCAAAUGAAAAUGGCAUUCUUGACGAUAGGCCGCCAAUACUUGGCCCUACCACAGUACUAACUGAAAAAGAAAGUUGCAAUGAACAAUAUGAUACAGCAUUACAAUUUAUUGAGCCCAUUGAAAAUGGCUAUGAGCAUAUUUAUGCACGUCAGCCAUCGGUGCCUUCGGAUUAUAAAUUAGCAUAUGAGGAAUAUGAAGCUGAUGUGGAUGAACCAAAGCCAACGUUAGACAGUGCGCCGCAUGAGAGUGAUAAACAAUUAUCGGCAUCUGCCAAUGAUCAGGUGGAUGUAAUACCACCAGAACAUCUGACAAUUAAAACUGAAGUGUCUCAUUUACCAAAAGACUCUCCUACACCUUGGCAUGAGGAGGAGGAGGAGGCACAGGCGAAUAUUUGUGCAAUAGAAAGAAUUGAAUAUCAGGGUAUAGAGGAAGUUCAGAUUUGGAAACCGCCAUGUCUCGAACAUGUUCAGAUCUGGAAACCUGAGAGAGGGACUCAUUAUGAGAAUGUGGAGAACUUUGAAGCAAAAUACAAUCAAGAAGAGAAUGUUGAGGAUGCACUUGAACUGCAACCGGUUUGUGUUCAGGAAGAUGAAAUUGAGAAACAUGUUAUCGAAUACACAGGCUACCCUGAUGAGAUUUUGCAUGUCUCUGAAAACAGUGUUGACUUAAAUGAAGCUAGGAUAGAAUUUCCUGAGGGGAAAUGUGAAAUAGCUGACAGAUUUACCUGUGGCAAUAAUAAACAAUUUGAACAGAAUGCAGGGUCAGGGUCAGUUUCAGAUGACGUCAUUGAACAUGUGCAUUUUGAUGCAUUUGAAAAUUUUAGAAGAGACGAAGAAUACAAUGCAUCAAAUGAAGAUGAAGAGGAACAUCUUGAAAUACGGCGAAAAUUUGAAAUAUCCUCUGAGGAGGAACCUGUACCUUCUUUUCUGAGGAUAGAUCAAGUUAAAAUGGAAGACAAAGAAGCAGAUAAUCUUGCCAUACAAAAAUCUACUAAUGUUUCUGGGCCGGCUGAGACGUCCAUAGAAACACUUCAGGACAAAAAUGGUGCUGACAAACAAAAAACGGUGCUAGUAGAAGUUCAGGAAAAAACUACAUUAGACAUUGAUCAUCCAUUGCAUGAAGAGAAGGUCACUGAUAGGACUAAACUGAUCAGAGAUGAGGACACAGUGGAAGAUGAGGAAUUGAAUAAAUUUCAAAAAAGGCUUUUGCCAAAGAUAACUCAAAACAGAGAAAAGAUGGAACAAAUUUUUACUUUUAACACUGAGUUUGAAAGUCCUGGGCAGUCAAUCGAACUGUGUGUAGAAACUGAAGAAGAAGCUGCUAAGAGGAUACAAAAACAUUUAUCAGCUAGUAAAAGGAGUCCCAAUAGAGAUUUAAUGGAACAAAUUUUAGCUGGUGAUGACUCAGAGGUUGAUGAGAGUCCAAGUGCUUUACUCAGGGUAUCAAGCAAUAGGCCUCGAAAAUCUACAACUGAAAAAGAAAAGCCAGAAGAUUUAGUUUUAAGAGAUUUUGAACAAAUAGAUGAUACCAAACAUUUAGUGAUUCCUAAUAUAGACAUUUUAACUGAUUCUAAGGAACAUUCAAGUGGUUCUGGGAAUGCUUUAUCGGAUCACCAGUCCAAACACAAUUAUGACACAGUAGAAGGCAAUUGGGAUGUCCCAGAUGAGAAGAAUUGUAAACGUCUAGCUGAUACAGAUUUAGAGGAGCGAAGUCUACAGAAUAAAAACAAACCCACUAACAGUGAUUUGGAAUAUAUACCCUCAGUUCAUUCACUGAGGAUUGACACUUCUCAACUUUCUGAGCAAGUUGGGAAGAUUGGAUUGGUUUCACCAAGGGCUGCUAUGGAGGAAAUAUUUGCUCUUGGUGUUGAUUCUUUGGAAGAUUUCAGUAGUGAGAAGAAAACACCCAGGAAAAUGAAGGUCCAACAAACUAAGAAGCAAUCUGAGAAGAGUUUGUCUGAUGUUGAUCAGUUCAGUCAGAGUUCUGCUUCCAGUAAAAGUUUGAGCCGGUCAGACAGGUCUAAUAGAUCAGGCAGACAGCUUCCCUUAGUGCCAAAACUUAAAGAACAUUUGAAGAAACUUGCUGUUGAAGAGAGUGAGGGGAGUUUAAAUAACAGAAGGAAAGGGAACAGAAAACUACCUGCUGUUCCUAGGCCAUGGGCAGAUGAUGCAAGUAGCAGAGAGACAGAUGCUAAAGAAUCAAACCCUUCUUCAUCAAAUUUGGAGGAGGCAGAUAACCCAGUGCAGAAACAAGAAGAAAAAUUUGUCAACUUCACUGCCAAGAUGCCAACAACUUUCAAUUUACCUGAGGAAGAAAGAAGUAAAAGCAGCAGUGACUUUGCUCAAGCAUAUCAGAAAGAUGGCCUGCACCCUGUGAGUGAAUGGCAGCCAUCUACAUUGGCUGUUGUUGCGACAGUUAUGAUGGAUGAUGACGCUAUAACAACUGCCCCCAUGAUUCACCCUUCAAAGUCCAAGUCAUUAUUAAUGGAUGAUGAUCAUUCUUCUUAUAAACAACCAUCAGAUAUUUCACCUGCACUUGUUGAUGAAGAACAAGUGUCAAAAGAGAGAAAAACUGUACUUUCAGAUGACCGAACUGAUGGGCAUGAGGAAAAAGCUGUCCGGUUUGCUACUGAUGCCAUAGAUGCAGACCACAAAGAAUACACCCAUGAGGGAUCAAUGGGCAAAGUGGAUCAGUGUGCCACUCAUAAUCAAGUACCAAGUUUUGUUUUAGAUGCUCAUCAUGAUGACUCUAUACCUCCAUCUCCUGUAGCAAAAGUUUUCCAGUAUGAUUUUUCACAAGAACCUCAACUGCACAAUGCUGGGUUACUGCCAAAGGAUGAUGUUUGUUGUGAGAAAACCUCAAAAGAGAAGAUUUUGGAAUUGUCAGAUAAGAUUUCUGUCGCAGUUGCUGCAGAAAAAGAACUUUCAAAAGUCAAUAAGACACCGGUAGAAUCGAAUUCAAUAGUGCAAUUAAAAGAUUCAGUCUCUAAGAAUGUUAAAAUCAUUGAUAAAAUUGACUCUGUUAGUAAGAGACGACGUAGAAGAGAUAAAAACAUAGUACCUUUACCAUCUGGUGUUCCUACGUUCAAAGUUGGGAAAGGUGGAAUACCAUUCAUACCAGCUGCCAAAGGGGAUCUUACAAAACCUCCCAGUCCUAGUGAAAAGGCCAGGUUUUUUAGGAAACCUGAAGUAAAAAUACAAACUGGUGAAGAUGAUAAAUUACCCAGUGAGACUAGUGAUGUUUCUACAAGUGCAAGAAUAGAACAAUAUUCUGCUAUUGAUGUAAUCAGUGCUCCAGAAAAUGUACAGACAAGGGACUGUAAGUCAGACAGUGAAACUGGUCGCAAAGAGGAAAUUGUUCUUGAAAGAUUUUUCACUUCAAGAAAAGGAUUACUUGGUGGAUUAGCUUCAAAAACUGGCAAGCAAAAUAAAGAUAUCAGUCAAGGUUCUGAAACUAGUCACAUUCCCACUUCUGAAAAAAGCAACAAGGACAAGAAAGAGAAAGAUAACAAACUAGAACUACCAGAGAAAGCAGUUCGGAAGAGAGGUGAUAGAAAAAGAGAACGACGAAGGAGAAAAGAAUUGAGGCUACAAGAAGCAGAUCAGACGGAGAGUGUGACUUCUGCAUUAGAUUCAGAAGUACAUUUUGUGGUUACUCUUCCUCAGGAUAACAACAAAAAACCAGUGGAAUGCAUAACCGAACCAUUGGAUAAACCCAUCACAAAUGAAAUAAAAUGUGAUGAAACAGUCACAGCUCCAGCUCCCAAGGAAUCGUCUAUGCCGACUAGACGUGCAUUAUUCAAAGUGGCUGAAUACUUAGAAAUUGGAGAACAUUAUGAGCAGUGUGAACAGGUAGAUGCACCUAAACCUGAGCAAGCAUUACUCGUGACCAGUGAUUCACUGAAAGAAGAAUCUGCAGUGUACACUGCCAGUCCUGUGCAACAAAGAAGAAGAGAAAAACCUGCACAGCCAUCUUGUGAAGUAGUGAUAAAAGAACCACAAUCACAUCCCAACGAUGAAGAUAAUGAUUUCAGUGUCCGAUCCGCUGUGUAUGCACAAGCAGGGGGAAUAGAGGAUCAAGGGUUACAUGAGCUAGAUGAUCAUCGACUGGAAGCUCUUAGUAGGAGAGAUGAAAGAAGAAGAAGUAGGAGGCGACAACGACAAGCAUCUACCGGGGACAAUGACCUAGAGAAAGCACAUUCCACUAAACCAGAAAGGGACCUGUUAACUGUUGUAUCUUGUGACCAAGUAGUAGAUGAAAAUAAAAAUCUGGCGCAAAGUCAAGCGUCCAUUAGACAAGCAAGGGAAAGACGAAGGAGAAGGAGGUCACGCAAAAGUUCAGAAGACGAGAAAGAUUUAAUUCAAGCACUUGAAAUAUACAAGGCUGAAAGAGAAGAGGCAUUGAGGGGAAAUAAUGACCAAUCAGAACUUUCCCCUCCAGUGUAUGAUAAUUUAGCAGAAACUGUUCAGCCAUCAAGCCCUAUGAGAAGUCCCUCAAGACCAAAAGAACCCAUGUCUCCACACAGACGGGCUCGGUCAGUUAAUAGAAAUAGAAAUCGUAAUCGAAAAAGCCCCCAGAAUGAGCCUGAUGAAGGACAGCCUGAAUCAUCAGCCCAGUUAGAGAUUUCCCAGGAACCAAUAGAGCGAAGUCCCAGUGUUUCACCUAGACCCGGGCAGAGAAAACGAUGGCGAAGGCGUACGCUUGAAGGAGAUCAGAUUGAACUACCACCAAAAGAGGAAGUACUUGUAAUAUCACCAUCACCAACAAGUACUCGGAGCAUAACUUUUGGAAUGGACACUUUAGAAAUUCCUCAGUCUGCAGGAAGUCCCAUAACCUCACCUCUCAUGCGGAGGAAGAGAAGUAGAAGAAGGCGACCAUCUGAGGAUGAGGGCACUCUUGAAACUGCAGUAGACUUUGACACACCUUAUUUAGAUUCUAGUCCCCCCAUGAUCAGAGACGAUUCUUAUCGACUAGAUUUAUUAUCAACCAGUCCAAGGGCGGUAUCCCCUCUUGGAGGCUGUGCGCCAGAAUCACCUCUGUCACCACCACAGUCUCCCAGAUCUUCACCAAGGUCACCCAGGUCUUCACCAAGGUCAUUGUCAGUGUCAUUGAGGUCAUCACCUAGAUCAUUGAAAUCAUCACAAGAAGACCAAUUUUCCCAUUUAUCACAACCAAGUGAACACACUUCCUCACCCAGGGAUGAAGAUAGUCAGAUGUCUUCAGCGGCACCCAACUCAUUGGCACGACCCAGACCACCUCCAGGACAAGCACCAAGACAAGGGUGUAUAUCAGCUAGGCGCAGGCGCUUUAGGCCAGCUCAUCUGGCAUCUCCUCGCGAACACGAACAGUUGACACAGACCACUAGUUAGCUGAGGAAUACUUGCUGCCAGCGUAAGGUGUAGACUGCUUUGCAAUCAGUGAGUAUGCCAUAGAAUUUAAACUACCAUGGGACACCAAGUUAUCAGGAAUAUUAUUAAUUUAUGUUAAAUUAUAUUGUUCAGCAAUGAAGACAUGACAAGAAGGAAUUAUUGUGCCUUUUACCCCUCUACUCAUUUUAAAGUGAAGAGAAUGAAUAAAUAAUUUUGGUAUCCGUCCAAGGGUCAUCCAUCCAUGGCUAUUUACAAAUGUGGUGAUAUAUAUACUGCCAUUGUGGUUUUACCCACCAGUACGUCGCUGAAACUGACUGCGCCAUUUCACUGGACUUCAAUAAAGAUGGAAGGAUACUUUAACGUGACAAGACAUUAUAUACAAAUGUAACUUUUUCUGGAAUUGGUGCAACAAACAAUUGAACACAGCCUGGUAAUAUAUGCUAUGAUAUUCUGGAACUAUCGAGGCUGAUGCGUUUUUUUUUUCUAAUGAUUAUCAUUUUUCUUAGUAACUGACUGACUUCCUUGCA